Molecule: messenger RNA, 300 nt
Organism: Macrosiphum euphorbiae (potato aphid)
Lineage: Eukaryota; Metazoa; Arthropoda; Insecta; Hemiptera; Aphididae
Source: the annotation of a GenBank genome assembly
AUGUUUUUCAAAACUAUAGCUGCUACUGUGAAAAAAUUUCGCCCGGACCUCGCCACUAUGACAAAAGCAAAUAUUUUUCAAAUCACUACAGAUAUGGAACUUUUGAACCAGCAGUCACUAAAUGUCGGAUUCACUAACAUUAUUCACGGUGAUAGUGAAAAUUCCUACCACUCAUCUUCAGCAUCAUCUACAUGCAGUACUCCAUAUACUUUUACCCCUGCGGGCACUGACUCAGUAACUGGAAAAAGUCACAUAAUUAGUGAUGCGAUGAAGGGCAUUUUAGAUAAUGAAGAUUUGUAA